AUGGCUACUUUUUCAGAUUUCAUUUUUGAGGUAAAUUUGAUAGAUUUACCUUUAGUGGGAGGAGAUUAUUCUUGGUCUAAUGGUAGAUCUUCUUCUAGGUUGGAUAGGUUUCUAGUUUCGCCUUCUUGGGAGGCCCAUUUUUCUGGUUUGACCCAGAAAGUUUUGCCACGAUUGUGCUCCAAUAAUUUUCCCAUUAUGUUGGAUUGUGGAGGUUUUGCGAGUACAAGAAGUUAUUUUAAAUUUGAGAACAUUUGGCUAAAGGUUGAAGGUUUUGGGGAAAAGGUAAGAUAUUGGUGGAAUUCCAAUAAUUUUUUGGGCACUCCUAGUUUUGUUUUGGUUACCAAGUUGAAAAGUCUUACAUUAGAUUUGAUGAGAUGGAAUAAAGAGGAGUUUGGGUUGUUGGAUAUCAAGAUGAAGCGCCUUAAGGAGGAGUUGCAAACUUUGGAAGAAAAGGAGGUGCAAGGGUUGUUUUUGGAAGAGGAAAGAACCAGAAAAUUAUGGGUGGUUUCUGAUUUGGAAAACUUAGCACUAAUGGAAGAGAUUUCAUGGAGGCAAAAAUUGAGGGUGUUGUGGCUGAAGGAAGGGGAUAGGUGUACCAAAUUUUUUCAUGAAAUGGCGAACACUCAUAAAAGAUAUAAUGCAAUUGAGUUUCUUCGUGACGGGGACAGGUUGAUUAAGGAUCAAGAAGAUGUUAAGGCUCACAAUGUGCAUUAUUAUGAGUAG
Messenger RNA from Juglans regia (Persian walnut), 723 nucleotides. RefSeq lists its product as uncharacterized. The record is from RefSeq and is a predicted model, not a curated record. NCBI's taxonomy places the organism in Eukaryota, Viridiplantae, Streptophyta, Magnoliopsida, Fagales, Juglandaceae. The coding region runs from base 1 to 723 and encodes 240 amino acids. The transcript has a single exon.